AUGCUUGAGCAAGCGCUUCGAGAAUUUGCGGAACAGAACUUUGGGGCGGACGGUGAAGAGUUCUAUCCAGUGCAUCAAGGAAACACGCAAGAAGUUCAAAUACUUGCACUUAUGGCAAAAAAACCAAGAAGUGUUUUCCUUCGUCCGUUCAAAGCCGAUUCUCUCGUCCUCCUUGGUAGAAUAGACACUUACAUGAAUCGAAGUAAAAAAGAAGAAUAUUUAAAUGCUGUGGACAGGGCAAUUAAAAGAGAUGACGUGGAAGUUACCCUGGAACUGGACGAGGAUAAUGAGAAGGAUGAAGGGGAUGACGCGGCAACUGGCAGGUAAGAUAAUUGAAUCAUUCCUUCCUAAAUUUUUUGCCCCGUCUGAAACUUUUUCUGGUCAGCGUUUUGAUCUUGGUUCAUGCCUAUGAUUCAGAUAGAUGUAAUUACUCACCGGCAGAACAGCCUUGACCUAUACUUGGAGGUUAAUACUAAUAAUUUCAAUCAUAACAAUAUACAUAAAUAAAAUAAUCUCCCUAGGCCUGCUGGAGUGAUGGGCAUAUGUAAUGCCAGGAUAUCUCCAAAGGCUAAGAUUUAAAUAUAUAAGAAGAAAGAGGGUAAUCUUACGUACCUUGUUUUGGCAGUCUCAUCACUGGAUCACCAGGCUUAUUUUUCUUGUUCAACUGAAUAAGAGGGAAUGACUUGCUGAAAAAAUUAGACUAAGUGGCUGGUGGUAAUAGCGGGCGAGUGCUGGAGUUUUUCGGCGGCGGAGCCACGUGAAGAUUGAGAGCAAGUCAAAUUGAAAUUUAAAAAAUCAAACUGAUUUUCCCUUGCGGCUUCGUCACUCUCUUCGUGUGAAAAAAGUACUCCGGCCCAACAGUCGCGUGCUAUCGCACGUAUACUACAACCUUACAAUAUACUUGUCGCGCACAAACCUAUAUAUAACCACUUUACGACGACUAGUUACUUAUGCCAUGGACAAAAAAAAACAGAAGGACAGACAGGGAGCUGUACACAAGAUCAAAUGCUGCGACUGCCACGCCGCUUACAUCGGUGAAGCCGGCAGAAACAUUAGCACCCCGGGAUUAGCACGCGAUUGGCGACCGAAAACAAACGAGCAUCAAUAAAUGGUGACGUCAACAAUCACAUUGAUGAACACCAUUUACAGACGAAACAUCAAAUCGACUGAGACUCUGCCACAUGUAUUACGUAUUCUACAGACUACUAUCAACGACUCACUUUAGAAAGUUGGUUUACUAACUUAGAAAAAACGCCACUGAAUCGUAGCCAACAGUUACCAGCGCCGUACAAACGACUUAUGGACGGACUCGAGCAAAACUAACUACUAGAGAAUAACUGGACAACCGAUUUGACAAACAAUAAAGGACUAUUUAACUGUGACAAUAGACGGAUUGAAACCCGCCAAUGACAUUACGAGUCUUCCUAGCCAAUAACAUCAUGGCUUAACUGACAGACGACCAAUAACAUCGCGACUUAAUUGACCAAUAAGGUCAAUAACCAGAGUUACCAUCAACUGACGUGAUACAGGUCACUUUGACUCUGAAGAUGACUACCGCCUGGGUUGUGGAAACGUCAGUCACUGUCAACAACAGUCCUAUUCAGGACUACUCCUGACCCGGACUCGGACGUUUAUACUCAACCUACUUAUACAUUCUGUUUGGCUCUUCCUUUGUUUUUGUUUUUGUUUUUUUCUUAAGUGGAGAUAGAUUCAGAUCUGUGCCGGUACUAGCCUACUCCACAGUCAUCACUGUCCUGUUUAGAAGAAUGAGUGGGAGAAUGGGGAGAGAACGGGCGGGGGACUGGUAACUGACAGCAAGUCUUCCUCUUCCAUUUGUCCUUUUCUCGUUUUCAGACUCCUCACGGUCAGUGUGACCGUUCUUUUCAAACAAAAGCGUGUGUGUUGAUGGUGUCUGAUGGAGAUGACAAUAAGAAAUUGAAACCAGAUAUUUAGUCUAUAACGGCCUCGGGGGGACUCCCAUGUAAAAGUGAAGGGGAUGCUCGUUGGAACAUUAAAAUGAAACUCCUAAGGGAGACCAAUGUGGGUGUGGCUUACACUGAGCUCAAAAGGAGACCAUAAAGAUGUUAUGUUAAAGAUGUUAACAUAGAAUGCGUUUUUCUAUGAAAAGAUUUCAAAAUCAUUGUCAUAAAUCUGUAGAUUUCUUUAUGCACAGCCCAAGCGAUACCUGAAUGGGCAAAUGUUGUGACUUUCCGUCCCAAAUACACUAAGUGAGGCCAAAAUUUGCAAGUUACACCCCUAAGCGAGACGACAAGCAUUUUCGCCACUUUUAUACAGGAGUCCCCCCACCCCACACCCGGAAUAAUGUUACUGUUUUGCUCUAUCUGAUUUAGGAAAGUUGAAGCUGAGGUUCAAGCAGGAGCGUGUGCGAAUGCGAAGUUUAAAGUAAAUGAAGAAAUUGGAAUUCUUGAAUUAGGGAAAAUAGACAAAGAGUACGUAGGAGACGCGGAUGUGCGUGAUCUAUUACAGUUAAUAGAACUGGACAGCGACAGAGCCAAAACUAUCCAAGGUCACAAACUGCGUUUGAUAACUUCAGUAGUUUACAGUGAGCGGUUGCAACUUAGAGGCAAGAGAUUUUCUGAGGUAAUGAAAAAUAAAUGGUUAUUUACCCGCCUUUCAAGACCACCUUAUACUGUUCAAUGGCAGCGGCCACUAGAUUGCGCCUAAAGUGCCAAGAACAUCUAAAAGUGAAGCAAACCGGUGUAUACGCACUCCACUUUACUCUCUUGUGUUCUUGGCCUUUUUUGUUUUUUGAACUGUUGGUUUCUGUUGUAUUGACACAUUUUGAUAGCGUUAGUGUGCUAUAAUAAGCACUUUAAGAAAAGCAGUCCUACCUCCCUACAACGGCAAACCAACCUCUCCACUACGGCUACUAAGCUGGUCGUUGUAUACAUGUAUCGACUGUAUUUGUUCAUGUGUCUGGCAGUGUCGAGGGAAUGACUUAUGGUAUCGUAUGUCGAGAGAAUGUUGAAGCCACUUAAAGUGAGGUCCAAGAAAAGCGUUUGCUCCGUCAAGUUCUAAAUCACACUUUCCGCUGUAUAAAUAAGAAUAAGGAAAGCGUUGGCUGUUCGAUGCAACGUGACUUUCGGCAGUACUUUAUUUUAUGCUUCGGAACAAAGAUAAAGCCUUACUCUUUUUUUUUAAAUAAGAAUGUUGUUCUUUCUGCCCAGGCUGAAUGUUCUUACUUUUCUGCCAUUUUAGGCUGAAAAUAUUCUUGUGUUAUUCUUAAAUUAUAACUUAUAACAUUUCUGUUUAAGAAUAUAUUGGGGUAUCAAUUAAGUUGGUACACGUUUUUUCGUUUUGUUGGCUUGUUUUGCCGUUUAGGGAAAGGAAUAAGUUGAAAACAUAUAGCUGUAUCACGGUAUUUACAGAUUUUCAACACACAAAAUUAUAUCCUUUUCAAAAUCUCAGCCUGGGGUUUUUUCUUAAAAUAUUCUUAAAAUUUCGCAAAUUUCAGCCUUGAUAUUCUUAUCAAAUAAAUUCUUAUAGAAAAAAGGGAAUGUAUCCGGGCUGAAGGUCCCCGGCUGACUUGCACUUAGGCUAUAAAUUUCAGUUUUCUUUUAUUACCGGCCAAAAGGAGGGGUCCUCUAGAGAUGUACAAAGUGUAGAUUGCAAAACAGUCCGUUUUUCUUCAAAAUCGUUUAAGUGUAGUGUCAGUCUCAAACGCGCAAGGCGCGCGAGCCUCGCACGCCCGUAGGCUCUCCGUUUUCAGCCUCGCUCCAGACCUUUUGUUUGACUGUUCGCACGUACUUAAAUAUCAAAAAAAAAACCGGACUGCUUAGUAGUCUAUACUAAGUGUAUCAUGCAGUAAACUUGUAUCUCUUUUGGUUAUUAAGUGCCUCGUUCUGUUUAACCAUUUUUUUAUCAUUAUCCACUUGCAGUUUGAGGUAGAUAAAGGAGUCAUUUUUCCAAACAGCAUCACUGGUCGAUUGACUAGACACUGGAAAACAAAGUACAUUUUUCCAAAGCUGGCGAUAAGAAAAACACGCGGGCCAGUUCUAAUUGAGUGCCGCAGAGUGGUUCUCAACGAGAUGACUAAUAAAUUGCAACUUGCAGUUGGGGAACCUGUUUGUAUUCGCGCCCGAGGAGGUUGUCAUCACGAUGAUGAGGAAGAAUACGAAAAUACAGCAGUAGAUCUGGAUGAGGACGAGCAGAGCCAUUCGGAAGGUAAAAGAUUAAAAUUGUUGUACACCCAACUUUCUAUAGUAAGGCGGGCUUACACGGGAAAUGUAAGAGAAGAGAACGAAGAGUUACUAUAUGGUUUUAACCCAAAACGCGAGUGGCCAGAAAACGUCCGCAAUUUAAGAGCGAUUUAUUGCAGCUUCGUCGCCGUGAAUUCUACCAUGACCGAAAUGUUUUGUAUUCGUGUGGUCCAAGUUAUCUUUGCGUUCAUUUUUUAGUAUUAUUUUUGCUUUAUUUUUUAAGCGUUAAUACGCAUAUAGUUGUAAAAUAUUUAAAUCGAAAACUUAACCACAUAACAUGUAUAUAUUUUCGUCGCGUUAGAUUCCUUUUCGGAAGAGUUCGGAGAUGAAAAGAAUCUGGAGACAAUUAAGAACUCAGUUUUGAUACCAACCAAGAACAGAGGGGAGCGAAAAUUGCGGAUUAACAAGUACCUCAACUGGGUAAGGAAAAUCACAAAUGAGCGUAGAUACGACCCUAGGCGGGCCACUCCCGUAUUCGGCCUAAACGGGUGUUUGCCACUGAAUAGGCGGAAGGGCGAGGCGUGCGCGAGCGGAGCCCCAUAGCUAAGAAAAUUUGGUUAUCCGACCGUCCGUCCGCACCACAGAGGAACCAAUGUGAAAUCUCACACUUUCUAGCUAGUGUGAGAGCUUGUAACCUGAUAUUGCACAUCAACUGUAUGAUCAAUUGACAGCUGUCAAGGCAAGGUAUCCGCUUACUGGUAGGCUGAUUUAGCAACAGAACGGGAACCUCAUUUGAAGACGGGAAAGCGCGCGGAAAGGACUAAACUCGACUUCCGGUAUCCAAUUUGCCGCUCUGUCAUUGGUCAAGCCAGUUGUUUGAUUUGCGCGCGCAGUCGUCAACAGACGUUCCCGUUCUGUUGCUACAUCAGCCUAGUAUCACAUGAACGUAUCGAGGUUGCGUGUUUCUUUAAAUUUAACCGCUGACAAGUUAUUAGUUUUUAACUGACGGCAGGCUCAACUACAAGUAGGUUUUUUUUUGCAAGUUUAUUUCUUUAAGUAAAUUAUGAAUUUAUUACUGAGAGCUUCGCUUCUAGCUUGGAUAAAUCUAUAUAUUAGGGUCUUGAGUCUUAUAUAGGAUAUCAAUUUAACUAUUUAUAGUCUUCAACAAGUUAUCUUUUGAGGCUUAAUGCCUUAAAAGUGUGUAAAAGUUGGCCACUUCCGGUUGACUUGCGUCGCUCAAGAACGUCGUUGCUUAAGCUCCCUCUCGCCAGACCGUGUUGACCAUACCGGGUGAACCAGCCUAAGAGAGAUGUUUAUCCUCUCUUGGCGAGCCAAAGUGUUUAAAUAGAGAAAAGUUAGCUCGGCUAACAGGGGAACUCUACCAUGGCCAUCGGAAAAGGGUGGCCCGGCUAGUUGAGUCAACCUUCUUGGCGAGCCAACUUUUUGUUUCUCUUGUAAACGGUUCGCUAAGUUUUGAUAGGAAUUGUGGAAAGGUUAGCUCGCCAUGGUAGCUCGGAUAGGCGAGUGAAACUCUAACCGGGGCCACCUUUUCUCCUCAUAAACGGAGCCACAGACGAUCCGAGUAAACCACCGACUCCGUUUGUGUGAGUCCAUGUGAACUGGACUCGUAGCACUCGAGGUAUCUUGAGUAGAGUCAGAGUACUCGGCGGCAGCAUAUUCUACAGCUCAGAACGUUCACUUACAUGCUUUUGUUUACAAACAGUCCUGGUCAGCAUUUUCACUCUGGGCGUUGAAUCAAACCUUUCAUUUAUUCAUUUUUUCAUCUAUAGCUUGAAAAAGCCUUGACAGAGAAGGAGACGAAGAUAUCGGUGGAAGAACCUCUUGACGAAGCGGACUGCUCAUUCCUUCUUAGCCUUUAUGUCACUGCGUACCCCAAAGACCGAACAGUGAAUCUGCACGGCAUUGAAGUGGAAAAGAUUCAGGGAUAUGCAAUUGUUUUUAAGCUUCUUGCAGGUGAGACGGAGUCCUAAACAUAGAAAGUAGUAACAUUUGUAGUGCUGGAACCAGACCUUGAGAUAAGGCGGGGGGGCUCGAUUAUCCAGAUCCUUAGAUAAAUGGGAGGGGCCGUCUCCCAGCAAAAUUUUUUCGGCCCUUGGGGCCGCAGUUUGGUCCCAACAUAAGGGGGGGCAGGCCCCCCGGGCCCCUCCCCCGGAUCCGCCACUGAUUUGUUUGUGGCAGGGGGUUCUUUUUGGAAUGUGGAAAAGAGGGAGAGGCCCCCCGGAGGAGAGGGUGACAAGUCUAGCAUGCAAAAGGAACUCUUAUUGCGGAGACGACGGCAAAGUCUAUUUCUUUUUUAUUAACGGUUCAUUUCAUCACGGUUAACCAAGUCUUUCGUCAGGACAAACGUAAUGUAUGUUCUGGAUUAUGUUACAAUAAGGUGAAACAAUUUUUAAAAUGAAUUAAUGUUUAAAGCUCGGAGAAGAGCUACGGCUAUAACGCGAAAGCUGGUGCGAGAAAGCAAGAAUACCAAUAUCACUUCAGUGCCACAUUCUACAUUCCUACGCUGAAAAUAGACUUCCCGCGCGUGGGUCUAGCUACAAAAAUCUACAUUUUGGGGAGAUGUUUAGUUGGAGAGAUUUUUACAGGUUUUGGUAAAUAUUUUCAAGGUUUUUUGUUAAGUUAGAAAAAAGCUUGAAACCAUCGCCCAGGAUGCUAUUAGGGACUUUAAGAUCCAACGACGCGACGGCGACAAGAACGUCGCUUAAAAAGUGAAUUUGCGUUCUUUCAGUCUUUAUAGCGAUUAUUCCUACCCACUUACUUUGUAAAUUAUAGGCGAACCCUCCUGAAGCUGAAUUUCAAGGGACCAAAUUCAAGCUCAGAAAGAGAAAUAAAAUUUCGUCGUUGCUUGUUUACGUCCUCCAUAAAACGCGAAAUUAGGCAUUUUCACGUCGUGGUCGUGCAAAAACGGGAAAGAAAUUUACAAAAAAAUGUGAUGCACGUGCGAAGUUGUUGUUUUGCUAAUUAAACCAAUUGUUUUUUUGACGUUCUCGUUAUCGUCCGCGUCGUUGGAUCUUAAAGUCCCUAUUGUCUUUUGCGACAUGUACUUACAGUGCGCAGUUUCUCAAUGUGCGGCAUAAUAACUGAAUAAUAACAUAAUAACUAAAUUUGGCGCUCGGAGUGCGCUUAAAGUUCCCGGAUAUGUCGAGUGAUUCUGGGCGAUGCUUGAUACGUCUCAUCGUAAGUAACCCUGAAGCCUUUGUUUGCAAAGUUUUACUUAACAGUAAAGAAAUCAUAUUCAUUCAUUGGAUUCUCACAGGCAGUAUUUUAAUUUUCCUCAAAACGAAAAACAGGUUUGUCUGACAACGACUGGGAAGAAGUGGAGAAGGCCUGGGCUGAGUCAAAUGUUGACAACUUGUUGCAGGAGUCUGGGCAAGAGCAUUGUCAAGCCGAAUCCUGAGUUUAAAUUGCAAAAGUUGAUUUCUAGUUAAAUUGUAAAAUUGUUUAAAAUGUAAACGUUGAUUUCUAGAUAAGACUUUAAUAUAUCAGUUUAAUUAUGAACGUUUUGCUUUAUAGACAUCUGCAUAAGAUUACCGACUGGCACCAUUCAAAAAUGGCAGAAGCAGUUGAAGAUAGAAGUCGAAUAACCUGG
This is a messenger RNA of Porites lobata, 7770 nucleotides long. The record is from the annotation of a GenBank genome assembly. Lineage: Eukaryota; Metazoa; Cnidaria; Anthozoa; Scleractinia; Poritidae.